AGGGAGAAGCAAUACAAUUGCAAUGGCAAGCAGCUCCCAAGUUAUAACUUGCAAAGGAGCAAUAUGCUGGGGAAUAGGAGAGGCAGUGAAGGUAGAAGAGAUACAAGUAGAUCCUCCAAAAGCCUCCGAAGUUCGUGUUAAGAUGCUCUUUGCUAGUAUCUGCCACACAGACUUCUUGAGAGCUCGAGGCCACCCAUAUGUGAGAUCCUAUUUACCCUCUUUUCCUCUUGCACUAGGCCAUGAAGGUGUAGGUGUUGUGGAGAGCGUGGGGGAAGAAGUGAAAGAUUUCAAAGAAGGAGAUGUGGUGAUUCCAAUAUACAUUGGGGAAUGUGGAGAAUGUGAGAAUUGUGUUUCAGAGGAAUCAAACUUAUGCCUGAGAUAUCCUUUAAGAGUGAGUGGGCUAAUGCCUGAUGACACAUCAAGGAUUUCUGUUAGAGGGGAAAAGGCUUACCAUGUGUUUAGCUGCUCAACAUGGUGUGAGUACAUGGUUAGUGAUGAAAAAUAUCUUAUGAAAGUUGAUCCAAGUAUUGAUUUGGCUCAUGCUAGCUUCAUCUCUUGUGGAUUCUCCACUGGUUUUGGAGCUUCUUGGAAGACAGGCCAAGUUCAAAGUGGGUCAUCUGUGGCUGUUUUCGGCCUUGGAGCUGUUGGAUUAGGGGCUAUAAGUGGAGCCAAGAUGAUGGGAGCGACAAAGAUAAUUGGGAUCGACAUAAAUGAGAAGAAAAGAGAAAAAGGAGAAGCUUUUGGAAUGACAGAUUUCAUAAAUCCUAAGGAUCAUUCUGAUAAGCCUUCUUCUCAACUGGUGAAGGACCUCACUGGUGGAUUGGGUGUGGAUUAUGCCAUUGAGUGCACUGGUGUUGCCUCUUUGCUCACUCAAGCCCUAGAAUCUACUAAAGUGGGGAGAGGAAAGGCAAUAGCAAUUGGGGUGGGAAGUGAAGAAUUUGUUCAAGUCAACUGGUUAGGUCUUCUUCUUGGGAGGACUUUGAAGGGUUCAAUUUUUGGAGGCUUGAAACCCCAAUCUGACCUUUCCAUUUUAGCCGCCAAAUGCAAGAACAAGGAUUUCCCAAUUGAGAAGCUUUUGACCCAUGAAGUCCCGUUGACAGAGAUAAACAAAGCUUUUGAGCUCUUGAAGCAGCCGGAUUGUGUCAAAGUUAUUAUCAAGAUGUGAUUGAUGUUUGAUUCCCCAUAUA
Messenger RNA from Neltuma alba, 1187 nucleotides. Its product is annotated as alcohol dehydrogenase class-P-like. Gene Ontology annotation, cellular component: cytosol. Lineage: Eukaryota; Viridiplantae; Streptophyta; Magnoliopsida; Fabales; Fabaceae. The record is from RefSeq and is a predicted model, not a curated record. Gene Ontology annotation, molecular function: S-(hydroxymethyl)glutathione dehydrogenase [NAD(P)+] activity; alcohol dehydrogenase (NAD+) activity; zinc ion binding. Bases 23 to 1165 code for a protein of 380 amino acids. The transcript has 7 exons. Gene Ontology annotation, biological process: formaldehyde catabolic process.